Messenger RNA from Plasmodium knowlesi strain H, 4728 nucleotides. Its product is annotated as calcium-dependent protein kinase 6, putative. The coding region runs from base 1 to 4728 and encodes 1575 amino acids. Gene Ontology annotation, molecular function: calmodulin binding; calcium/calmodulin-dependent protein kinase activity; ATP binding. Gene Ontology annotation, cellular component: cytoplasm; nucleus. The transcript is spliced from 6 exons. Gene Ontology annotation, biological process: protein autophosphorylation; peptidyl-serine phosphorylation; intracellular signal transduction. Lineage: Eukaryota; Apicomplexa; Aconoidasida; Haemosporida; Plasmodiidae. The record is from RefSeq and is a predicted model, not a curated record.
AUGAUAUUGGAUGUACUCAAAAACAAUUUUGAAAAAAAAGGGGAACCUUUUUAUAGCAAAAAAAUGAGAACUAGCAUCGAAAAACAGAACAGAAAGAAGAAGAAGAAAAAAAAAAAAAAUUUCUCGUUGCAGGAUGAGAGCGAAAAGAAUAGUACAAAGGUGGAGAGCACAGAUGAUGCAAAUACACUCACGGAAAGUGAAGCACAUAGUAAAUGUGAACCCUCAAGUGGUGAAAAGGAGGAUAGUCUUCUUCAAAUUGCAAAGGGGAGAAACGCUCCCCUAAAGGCGAAGACAACAGCAACGGCAACAACUACAAUGACGAAGAAGAAGAAGAAGAAAAAAAAGUCGUCCAAAGGACUCUAUCUAAACGUGAAGAGGAAGAACACAAGCUAUGAAGAAAACGAACAGGAAGAUUUCACGGAAGAUAUUUUUGAAAAUGAAAAUUUUGACGAGCUACAAUUUGUGGAGGACGAAAAUGUGGAAUACAGAACUUAUAAUUCCUUCUCCAAUGCGGGAUUCAAACUGUUAAGUAAAUACUCAGUCGAUGAUGGAGAUGGAAAAAUCACCAAAAGGAAAGGAAAGAAAAAAAGACAGGGACAAAAACAAGUGGAACAAGAACAGGAGGACUACAAAAAGUACAAUUUCAACCAUGAGGAAUCACUUAAGGGUAAUCACAACGAGUUUGACUCGGAUAUCAUCAAAUUUUUAAAUAGGAAUAAAAAGAGCAUUGAUUAUGACAAACGGAAUGGCCGUUCGUUUCAAAAGGAAGAUGUCUACUCGUAUGAAGCCAGUGCAGGUUAUGGCGGGAGGAGGGGAAAACAGAAGCAGCUGCAGGACGAUCGGGAAGACGAGGAUAACUAUGAACAUUACCGGGAAGAAAACGCCGACUAUUACGACCGCGAGGAGGACGACGAAGGUGGUAACGAAGAAGGUGGUGACGACCAAAGUGGUGAAGACGAAAGUGGUGACGACGAAAGUGGUGACGACGAAAGUGGUGAAGAUGAAGGUGGUGACGACCAAAGUGAUGAUGACUAUAAUGCCAGCGCAUCGCAGUAUAAAUACCAACGCAGCGGCGGUAUAAAAGGAAGUGGUAAUUUUAAAAGGGCUGGGUUAUUGGGGCAGGAGGAGGAGAAAGACGAAUACAGUGAUGAGGAUGAGGACGGUGAUGAAGAAGAGGCAGAAGAGGACGAAAACAAUGACGACGAAAUGGACAAUGAUGAUGAUGAUGAUGACGAGAGCGAUCGAGGCUCCCUUGAUCGGAAGAAGGAAACCAACACGGAAGACCCAAAGCGCAGACUUCCCUUCGCAAGUGAGUUCAAGUACAUAAACACCCCAUCGGGGAGAUACAUGUAUGAUAAAAGGGAAGACGGUCAUUUUGAAAAUGAUGAGAACACGUGGACCAUCACAAAAUAUGACACCACAAAACGCAUAUACGGAGAUGAAAAGAGGCAAGAAAUAAAACUUGGGCAUAUCGAGAGUAGGAAGGAAGGAAACCACAAAGUAGAGUACCACGAAAAAAUGCAAAAUAAAAAAUAUGUGAACGUAAAACUAAGCGAAAGUAAUUUAAAAAAAAGUAGCACGCCCUACGGAAGGCAAUACAACAUACAGAGUACCAUGGAGGGGAAAUCAUCCCUGAGGAACGCCUUGAACAUUGGGAAACCCAAUCUCAGUAAGGAUAAGUACAAAUUUAAUAUCCCUAAUGUGGAAGACAAACUAAUUAAGUUUAAUAUAGGUUCCCGCACUAACAGCAACAGUAGGAGCAAGCCAAUUCACAAAGAUGAGAGGAUAAGUACAUUCAGCUACAUGCUUCAUUCGUCAAACCAGAGUGUUCACGUAGAAAACAAUGAUUACUUAAUAAAAGAAAGGGGAAAAAAACAAGCAGAACAAACAAAUGAAGAACGCACAGAUAGCCACUUCAGAAAAGAGGAGAAAAUACUCCAACCACUUUGGGAAGAAACACAGAAAACGCAGAAGGAUCCCCACGGGGAAGAGAAAAAAAAACAUAACAUCAAAAGCUUCCUAGACAAAAUAAAGCACAGGAAAAACAACGAAGAUAUGCUUAAACGGGAACACAGCAAAUAUGAUAAUACGGAGAGGAGUGACAAAAAGGAAAAAUUCAAAAUGAAGUUAACGGACAUUCUGAAUGCACGAACGCUGGGAAAUUUUUUCCAUCGAAACAAAACUAGCGCCGCGAAAUCGUUGUCCCCACAGCGAGAAAGGGAAGCUAGCGUCGAGCCGUGUAUCAAAUCGAAUGGUGUAGAGAAGUUCGGGUGGCUCCACCAGGGCAGAUCCGACGGGAAGCGUGACAACCAUCAGCUUGAAAAACGCGAUGAUCACUUCCCCCUACACCAAAAAACAACAUUCGGUCAGCCGCCCAUGAUAAAAGACGAAAUGGGACAUUACAGCACAAGGGAUGCGAUGAAAAUUCUGGACACCUUUUCGAACGAAGGGAAAGGCAUCCAUGACGAUACUAUUAUGCAAAGUGAUCCAAGGGAAUAUGACAACAGAGGAAUUCACAAAAGGGGAAGUAAGAAUACACUGGAAUUUUCCUAUAAAGAGGGCUCUUCACCUGAACAACCGAUUGCUUCUAAAGUGGCCCUUGUCACAUGGGAUGGAAAAAAAAACGACCUUGGGAAGCCAUUCGAUAGGAACAAGAAUAACUCUAAACCAGAGGACUCCAAAACGAUCAGCUCAAACGGUAUAAUCAGUGGAAAAUACAACAGGAAAUAUCACACAGGCAGGGAGGACUUAGAUGCAGACACGAACAUAGGGAUGUCUGGAAAGGAGAGUAUUAUACCAAACAUAUAUCAACAAUUUUAUUAUAGAAGCCCCAUUGGAAAUGAAAAUAGAAUAACUCAAUUUGAAGGUGAUUCAAAGAGGGGAAGACAAAUUAAAAUGCAAGGGGGAAACGGAGGGGAAGAGGAGUCAGAUGUAAAAAUGGAACAAACGUUAAACAGAAAAAUGAUCGAGAACAAUGAACUGAAGAGAAGGAAUGAAAAUAAUGAAGAAGUGUUGGCAACCCCAUUUUAUAUAAAAAGUAAAAUUGACAAGGUUCUGAAGAAUAGCGAAAUUUUCGAACGAUCUGCAAGAGCCACCUUUCAGCAGUUCGAUGUGAAAAAUAAAAACUUCCUGCAUUUCAGCGAGAUCGAGUCACUCAUUCAGAAGCUCUGCUUCAAUUUGGAGCUCCCCCCUGUUGAUAAGAACAUUCUCUCCAUCGUCUACAAAGACUAUGACAGCAGCAAGAACAACAGCAUGAACUACACCGAUUUCAGGCAGAUGUACUGGGACCUGCUGAAACAGAUAAAGAAAAAGUAUUACCCAACGAAAAAUUUAAAAAUAAAAAGAAACUGCAUAAUCAGCAGGAAGAAGCUAGGAGGAUACGACUACUCAUCGAUAUACAAUUAUUUGAGUUUUAAAAAAAUCCUGGGGUGUGGUGCCUUUGGAGAAGUACACCUUGUGGAAGACAACAUCUGUAAGCUUUACAAAGUGGUGAAAAUAUUAAAAAAAAAAAAAUUAAAAAAUAUAAAAAUUAACGAAGAAAUUAAUGUACUCAUAUAUCUAGAUCAUCCAAAUAUCAUAAAAAUAUUUGACGUCUACGAAAAUGUCGAUUGUACUUACAUUGUAAUGGAACUUUGUGAAGGAGGGGAACUCAUGGACAAGAUAAUCAAGUCCUCAAUUUUCAAUGAAGAAUAUAUAAAAAAUAUUAUGUUCCAAAUUUUGUGUGCCAUAGCAUAUAUGCAUAGCAACAACAUUGCCCACAAGGACUUGAAGCCUGAAAAUAUUUUAUUCAAAUCCAAAGGAGAUGAUACAUUAAAGAUUAUUGACUUUGGAUUAGCUGAAUUGAUUAACCACACGGAGGGAGUUAGCAAAACUGCUGCAGGCACUGUCCUCUACAUGGCACCUGAAGUUUUUAAAAAAAAAUUUACCAUCAAAUGUGAUAUAUGGUCAGCUGGAGUUAUUAUGUUUUUUUUGUUCUCCAAAAAUUUACCCUUUUGUGGAAACACCUACGACGAGAUUAAGUUGAGCAUAUUCAAGGACGAGCCUGACUACAAGAGCUUGAAGGGCCGGCUGUCUCAACCCGCACUGCACAUCUUGAAGCUCAUGUUGGAGAAGGAUCACACCCGGCGCCCCAUGGCGGCAGUGCUCCUGCACCACCCCUGGUUCCAGGGAUUCCUAGAUCCAGUGCAAAUGAAUCCAAGCACACUCAGCAACAUAAAGGCCUACAUGAAGCAAUCCAACAUUAGGAAUAUUAUAGUCAACAUAAUGGCUCACGAGCUCAGCGUAAUAGACAGCCACUUAAAAUAUAUCAACGAGCUCUUCUGCAAAAUAGACACGAAUCACAAUGGCUCACUAAGUCACGGGGAAAUUUAUGCCGUGUUGGCAAAUGCGGGCAUCAAGAAGUGGGACAUCAACCGAAUAGUGCAAGCGCUGGAUAUCAACGAUCGGGGCAGUGUGACCUACACAGAAUUCAUCGCCGGAUGCUACCGAUGGAAGGACAUAGAAUCCACUUUCUUAAAGGCGGCCUUCAAUAAAAUCGACAAGGACGAAGAUGGCUACAUCAGCAAAAGCGACAUAGUAACGCUUGUGCAGGACAAAGUCAUUGAGAGUCACGACGUGGACAACUUUUUCACCUCCGUGUUCCUUGUGAAAAAGGGCUUAUCUUGCGAAAGGCGCGCGAGCAGGAUAAAUUUCGAUGACUUUAAAGAGUACCUUUUAAGCACGUUUUAG